AUGGCAUCUCAGGUCGUUAUGCACCAGCCUACCGAAGCUUCCCACGACCCAGAAGCAUCCAUCUCCCUCAACAACUUCAGGUGGGGAGAGGUCGACAGUAAGCUUCAUACACAGACUACCGCCGCAGCUGCCGCCCCUCCGCCGCCUCCAUUGGGUGUCCUCUCUGCCUUCCAUGGCAAUUUCAGCGGCACAGGUCUGAACAUGAUCUUCCGCCCGAACAGCGGCCCACCUAAAGGAACCACUUUCACCAACCCAAUCACCCCCGCUGCGCCAACUCCACCAAGCGAGAACGUCUUGGAAAUCAACCUUACCACAGAGACACUCAAAUUUGCCGACACCCUCGGCAGCGUACCCAACAGAGGUCUCGAAGGCCAACAAGAUAUCUUCCUCAAUGGCGUCCCAUACUUCCAGUCCGUCAACGAUGUCACUAAUUUCGACACUGGCAAAGCCGAUGGCCAACCCCAAGGUAUCCAUGCCGAGCCGGGAGUGUGGAUGCAUGUCCCUGCCUCCACGGAUCCAGCUGUGGGUGCAUCGCUCGUCCGUAUGGGGUCCAUCCCACACGGCACGACCAUCAACGCGCAAGCUCUCGAGUCCAGCGUGAUCAGCGUCAAUUCCGGGCCGAUUUUCCCAAAGGUCGACAUCACGCCCUUCAUCAUCGGGACAAACCCACCAAAGAAAGUUCCAGCCGGCACGUUCGUGGCCCAAACGGCCAAGAAUGUCAAUUCCCCUCGUAUCCCGCAGGACCUGACGAAAUUUAUCGCCGCCAAGACCAUCACUCAAGAGAUCCUGGAUGAUCCUAACACCGUCCUCGCGACCGCGAACAAGGGCAAGAACAUCGUCAAGACACAAGUCUUCACCGUCUCCACGGACCCCACAAACACCAUCCUUGGUGGCGGAACGGCAAACAUUGCCUUCCUCUCCGACCCAGGCACCAAGGGCCCUAAUGCCAAUGCCGCCAGCAUGACAGCAACCUUCUGGAUCAACACCGUACAAUCCAUCAUCCGCAUCCCAACUCUACGACCAGGUCAGAGCGUGCGCAUCGCGGGUGCUGAGCCCCAGCCUGGUGCACGCGUACCUACAUUCGCCGUCAAGCCGCCCACCGAAGGCAGCGCUGUAGCGCCUACCACCGAAGCAAGGCAGAUCGUGGUCACGCAUACAGAGAUCCAGUAUUCGCAGCAGGUGAACCUCAACUUUGCGGGGCUGACCUGGCCACACAUCUCUGUCGCCACGCUCGUUCCAACGACGGAUCAGGUCGUGCCUCCACAUGUGCUGCAUACGCCGAAUGGAGAUAUCCCACUCCAUCAGACUGCUCCUGUUCAUAACGGCGCUGAUCUUCAGCAGCCUUUGCAGAAUGGCGGUGCGAAUGGCGCUGAUGAUAAGCGGCAUGUGCUGCACACACCACACGGUGAUGUGCCGUUGCAUCAGACUGCUCCGCCGCAUCGUGGGCCGGCUGUAGAUGAACCUAUGGAGGAUGCGCCAGGCGACGAGGGUGUGGAGGGUGUGGCCGUUAAGGCGGGGGUCACUGCCAAAGAGUAA
Recurvomyces mirabilis is the source of this 1536-nucleotide messenger RNA. RefSeq lists its product as uncharacterized. The transcript has a single exon. The record is from RefSeq and is a predicted model, not a curated record. NCBI's taxonomy places the organism in Eukaryota, Fungi, Ascomycota, Dothideomycetes, Mycosphaerellales, Teratosphaeriaceae. The coding region runs from base 1 to 1536 and encodes 511 amino acids.